AUGGCAACAACCACCACUAUCCGCACACUAGUGAAGCGCCUGUGCAGCGGCGGUGGGCGCAAGGCGACGGCGGCAGCCCGGACGCUGGCUGACCUCUCUUAUGGCAUAGACAACAGAACAGCCAUCAUAGCAGCCGGCGGCAUCCCGGCGCUGGUGCGGUGCCUGGGCAGCAAAGACAGCAGCGAGGCAUUGCAGCAGGAAGCAGCCGCAGUUCUGUGCAACCUCUCUUCAGGCAGCCCCGACAACAAGGCAGCCAUUGCAGCAGCCGGCGCAAUCCCAGCCCUGGUGCAGCACCUGCGCAGCAGCAGUGAGCAGAUGCAGGAGCCUUUACGUAGCAGCGGCAGCGAGGAGGUGCAAGCUCGAGCAGCUGAUUUGCUCGGCAUGCUGGCCUCUGACAGCGCCGACAACCAGGCUGCCAUUGCAGCAGCAGGCGCCAUCCCAGCCCUGGUGCGGCACCUGCGCAGCAGCAGCAACGCGCCGCAGCAGUCUCAAUCCUGCGUCGGAGAUGCCGGUUGCAUGUACCAGCGCCCACCCGCGCAGCCGCAGCUGCACCUGGACCACCCCCGCCUGGCCCGGCCCGCGAGUGCGGGGCCCCACACCCCCGAGCAGGCAAGCUACCCGCUGGCCGUCCACCUGGCCUUUGCGGGGCCCGGGGGCUACGCCGUGACCUGGCUCACGCAUCCAAUGGACGAGGCAGGCCUAGCGGCGGCCGCGGAGGAGGCGGUGGAUGAGGCAGACGCGGCGGCGGCGGCGGCGGGCGGUGGUGCCGUCGCUGACGGCCCGGCAGCAGGUGGCGAGGAGCCUUACCUCGCAGCAGCAGGGCCCCAGCCCCACCUAGAGGCCCAGAAGGCCGCCGCGGCUGCUGAAGCAAACGCAGAUGCAGCAACAGGGGAGGAGGGUGAAGAAGAGGGCGGCGACAAAGGCAGCGAGGCGGGUGCAGCAAACAGGAAGAAGCACAAGAAGAAGAAGAAGCACCGGCGGAAGAGGCGGCGGUGCUCGCAUGUGGUGGCUGCCGGCGGACGCUCGGUGGUGCAGUAUGGCAUGCAGCCUGGGGACUAUCCCUUCACAGGCAAGCGGCUGGGCAGCGCGGGCGGAGCCCUGCGCGUGGAGAGCCGGGAGCCUGUGGCCUGCUAUUCAAGUGGCGCCUAUGUGUCGGGCGCCAUCCACCGAGUGAAGAUAGGCGUGGGGACGGAGGGGCCGCUGCCCCCCAACACCACAGUCUACUACCGAUGCGGCGAUCCCGAGCGAGGCUGGAGCCAGGAGUUCAGCUUUGUGACGGCGCCGCUGGUGGGGGUGGCGGCGCUGCCGUACCGCCUGGGCCUCAUCGGAGACCUGGGCCAGACAGACCACUCGAUGAGCACGCUGGACCACGUGACUGUGACCGACCCAGCUUCCAUCAUCCUCACAGGAGACCUGUCCUAUGCAGACGGCUACCAGCCGCGCUGCCGGGCCGGCUGCUGA
Messenger RNA from Chlorella variabilis, 1461 nucleotides. Its product is annotated as expressed protein. The record is from RefSeq and is a predicted model, not a curated record. The transcript is spliced from 8 exons. Gene Ontology annotation, molecular function: protein binding; acid phosphatase activity; metal ion binding. NCBI's taxonomy places the organism in Eukaryota, Viridiplantae, Chlorophyta, Trebouxiophyceae, Chlorellales, Chlorellaceae. The coding region runs from base 1 to 1461 and encodes 486 amino acids.